Podospora anserina S mat+ is the source of this 1605-nucleotide messenger RNA. RefSeq lists its product as uncharacterized. The transcript has a single exon. Bases 1 to 1605 code for a protein of 534 amino acids. Lineage: Eukaryota; Fungi; Ascomycota; Sordariomycetes; Sordariales; Podosporaceae. The record is from RefSeq and is a predicted model, not a curated record.
AUGUCCCUUCACCUCUGCAACCCCACCACCUUCUUCUCCCUCCCCCUCCCCAUCUCCGCCUCCCUCCUCUCCCUUACCACCACCCCGGUAACCAACUACUCUGCCUCCGUCCCAGCCAUCUACCGCCUCACCGCCCCCGCAAUCGCCUACACCAACCUCUCCUUCUGCAACAUCACCCUAACCUACACCCACCCAGGCCAAAACGACAGCAUCAUCAUCGAAACCUGGCUGCCCGCCGCCUCAUCAUCAUCCAACCUCACCACCAACCCCACCAACCCCUGGAACUCCCGCCUCCUAGCCGUAGGAGGAGGCGGCUACCAAGCCGGCCGCUUCGACCUCUCCUACGCCGGCAUGCAAGGCGGCCUAGGAGAAGGCUACGCAACCAUCACCACCGACGCCGGCCUCGGGUCCGACACCACCGCCCGUCGGUGGGCGCUGCUAAGCGAGGGAAAUGUGAACUUGUAUAACCUCCUCAAUCUGGGGAGCGCAAGUCUUGGCGAUAUGGGCUUGAUAGGUAAAGAAAUCAUCAAGGCUUUUUACGGAAAGGGGCCGGAAUACAGCUACUUCAAUGGGUGUUCCCAGGGCGGGAGGCAAGGGAUGGUACUUGCGCAGAGGUUUCCGGGCUUGUUUGACGGGAUUGUUGCCGGGGCGCCGGCGGUGUAUUGGAGUGAGGCGAUGGGCGGGUUUCAGUGGCCGCAGGUGGUGAUGAAUGAGGGGGGGGAGUGGCCGUUCGGUUGUGAGGUUGAUGCUAUUGGGGAGGAGGCCACGAAGCAGUGUGAUGGGUUGGAUGGGGUGGUGGAUGGGAUUGUGCAAGAGGUGGAGGGGUGUUUGGGGGUGUUUGAUCCGUUUGGGAUGGUGGGGAGGGAGGUUGAGUGUGCUCAGUUGGGAGGGAGGGUGAUCACGAUCACGGAGGCGGCGGCGGCGGUGGUGAACAAGACUUGGCAUGGGAGGGAGAGGGUGGAUGGGAGGAAGGUGUGGUAUGGGCUUGUGCCGGGGAGUGAUUUGACUGUGAACGGGUCUGGGAUUGUGGCGACGAAUUGUACCGAGGAGAGGUGUGUUGGAAGGGCAAACCCGCUUGGGAAGGACUGGUUUGAGUUGUUUGUUGAGAAGAGCUCGACGGCGGAUGUUUCCAACAUGACUCACAGGGAGCUGGAUCGCUAUGUGAAAGCCACCAAACAGGACUUUGGUUCUUUGCUCGAAACAGACGACACAGACUUGGCUGAGUUCAAGAGACAAGGCGGCAAGUUGAUCAGCUGGCAUGGGCUGAUCGAUCAGCUUUUGUCCCCCAAGGCCACCGAGCGGUAUUAUCAGGAUGUGUCUGCUAUUGUGUCGGAGACACAGGAGUUCUACCGACAUUACGAAGUCCCUGGUCUUGAGCAUUGCUUUGGCGGCCCGAGUGGAAACCCCCUCGAGCUGUUGGGACAACUGCGGGCUUGGGUCGAGCAGGGCAUUGCUCCUGAGGCUUCGCCCGUGAAUGUGACUAGGUUGGAUGGCACGACUGAGGCUAGGGUAGUGUGCCCGUAUCCUCAAAAGGCCAAAUUCGAUGCGUCUUGCACAGGAGGGGCGUGUUGGACCUGUGAGGAUGCGAUCCGCCCUCCGCAUUAG